Molecule: messenger RNA, 1316 nt
Organism: Arabidopsis thaliana (thale cress)
Lineage: Eukaryota; Viridiplantae; Streptophyta; Magnoliopsida; Brassicales; Brassicaceae
Exons: 5
Coding region: 843-1316 (157 amino acids)
Source: RefSeq, marked reviewed
GCACUUUUAAAAGAAUGUUUUUCCGUUUGAGGCGCUUUAUAGGGAAUAGACACCUUUUCUACUAAUUCAUUUUUUUAUAGACUUUUUUACCCUCAAUUCAAUAUUUAUGUUUUUAAUUCUCAAUUUCUCUUUAUUGUUAUACAUCUUCCACGAUCCUUAUCGAAAAUAAAUAAAAUAUCUGUCUCUUUUUUUUUUCUCUCUCUCUCUCUCUCUCUCUCUCUCUCUAUGAUUUGUAGCGCCUCUCUCUCUCCACGUCUCCAUAACUUUUGGAGAAGUUUCUUAAACAAUUCGAUCUCGAUUAUCUCAGGAAUUUGGUAAAAGUUCUAUGUCCAUAAGGUCUUGGAGGUGGAGGUCUCUGCAAACUGUAACAAAAUCAACAAACAAUGUUUUGGUGUCCAUAAUAACGAGUCCAUUUAAAUAUAUCCCUUCGGAAACCUUUUUACUGCUCUAUAUCCAUUCUGUAUACCAUGUCCAUGAUAACAAGAAAUUCGAUUAACCGGAAUCUCGAUGCUACAUAGAUGAAACGAGUUUGACACAUGAGAGAGAGAGCAAAAAUCAAAUCAAGCCGCCAUUGUUGAAGAAGAAGAAGUUUCUUAGAUAACUGAAUCUCAAAUUUAAGUCAAAACAAAUAUUUAAAUUUCAAAAUAAAUCACAAUCUUAUAAGAAACCAAGACCUCGUAUUCUCCAAUUAGUCUAGAGAGAAGAGAAAGCCAUCGCGUAGUGUGGAUUUGGAGAUUAAUUGCAGAUUUGGAAUUGAAGAUAUUCUGGAAAAGGUUUUUUUCUUCGAUAAAGUGAGAAAAAAGAAAAAAAAAGAGAAGAGAUGGGAAAAGGAGAGAGAAGAGAUGGCCGAUGGAAAAAAUGUAGUUAAAGGCUUAGCUGCUAGAAACAGGAAUAUCACUCUCAUCCUCAAGCUAAUUUUUCCAGCCUCAUUGUACUUCAUUUGGCGGGAGAGGAACCAACGUCUUCACUCCGCUACUUCACGUCCUACUACUUCUAUCAUUAAGGAAAUCAAGAUGAUAGUUAGGACAAGGCUUGAUCCUCUUUCUAGGGCUCAGAGAUCCACCCCUCCUGCCUUGACCCUCCUCGCCACUUGGCUUGGUUUCAUUGGGUUCACUUUGUGUUUGGACCUUCCUCUUGCUGCGGGGGCUGCGUCCUCUUGUUUCGGGCCUCGGCCUUGUUUGUUUCUGUUUCAGAGAAGAAGAAAAGACAAGGUUUCUUCUAGAAUUAUCUAUUCAGAUCAAUUGAUUUUUUACAACGUGAUUGAAGCGGGGCUAGCUCCGGUGACGAUAGUUGAUUGGUUUUGUCCCUUAAGAUGA